CACCAGCACCACCAGUAUAGUUAACAGUAUAGUUAACCAGUUUGUUACUAAGGCACUACCAUUACCAUAACCAUUAUCAAUGGCUUCGAAGAAUAUCCUCACUCCAUAUUUGAAGUCACUCCUUUUAGAUCCUCCCAAUCUAACACCUAGUGAUUUGGCUACUGUACUUCGAUGUGUAUUUCGAGGUCUUGCAUCCGAUGUUCAAGUAGCAUCAUUUCUUACUGCUUUAAGAUUAAGAGGUUUAGAUGAAGAUCCUGAUUUUAUAGCUGCAGCUGUCACUACUGUAUUGGAAUUUUCUGAUGUUAUAACUCCUGAAUCAGUUGAUUCUCAUGGUUAUAUUGAUAUAGUUGGUACAGGAGGUGAUGGACAAGAUACUUUUAAUGUAUCAACAUCUUCAGCUAUUGUUGCGGCAGGGAUUGGAUUACCAGUAUGUAAACAUGGAGGUAAAGCAUCAACUUCAACAUCAGGUUCAGGAGAUUUACUUAAAUGUCUUGGAGUUGAUUUAAUGUAUGUUAAUCUGAAAACUACACCUGAAAUUGUUAAAAAAUCAAAUUUUUGCUUUUUAUUUGCUCCUGCUUUCCAUGCUGGAAUGGGUAAAAUUGCUUCUGUAAGAUCUCAAUUAGGAAUCCCUUCAAUUUUUAAUAUUCUUGGUCCAUUAAUUAAUCCAAUUCCUAUAAGAUCUAGAAUUUUAGGUGUUAAUAGUGAAAAAUUAGGUGAAUCUUAUGCUCAAGCUGCUGCUACAUUAGCUAAACAAUCAAAUGUUCAUAAAAGAACUAUGGUAGUAUUUGGUACAUGUGUUCUUGAUGAAAUAUCACCAAUUGGAACUACUAAAUAUUGGAUGGUAGAAGAAGAUGGUUCUAUACAUAGAGGAGAAUUAUCUCCAAGUUAUUUUGGUUUACCUCAACAUAGUUUAAGUGAAGUUAAAUCAGGUACUCCACUUGAAAAUGCUGAAAUUUUACUUCAUAUUCUUCAACAAGAUACUCCGGAAUUUAAAAUACGAGAUUCAAAUAAUCAUCCAAUAGUUGAUUAUAUUUUAAUGAAUACUGCUGCUUUAGCCGUAGUAGCAGGAGCUGCUGAUACUUGGAUUCAAGGUGUUGAACUUGCUAAAUCUUCUAUUGUUAGUGGUUCGGCAUACUUAGCUUUAGAAUCGUUUAAGGCCGCUAUCUCCGACGUGAGCUCAGUAGAAUAACUAACCACUAACUAAAAGUAAAUAUAUGUAAAUCUAUAAGUACAGUACUAACAACAGUACUAACAGUACUAACAGUACUAAGUGAGUGAGUGAGUGAGUGAGUGAGUGACUGUCGCAAAUGGUAC
Messenger RNA from Scheffersomyces amazonensis, 1314 nucleotides. RefSeq names its product anthranilate phosphoribosyltransferase (gene TRP4). Gene Ontology annotation, biological process: L-tryptophan biosynthetic process. The coding region runs from base 80 to 1189 and encodes 369 amino acids. The record is from RefSeq and is a predicted model, not a curated record. Gene Ontology annotation, cellular component: cytosol. Gene Ontology annotation, molecular function: anthranilate phosphoribosyltransferase activity. Lineage: Eukaryota; Fungi; Ascomycota; Pichiomycetes; Serinales; Debaryomycetaceae. The transcript has a single exon.